Psylliodes chrysocephalus is the source of this 8526-nucleotide messenger RNA. The record is from the annotation of a GenBank genome assembly. Lineage: Eukaryota; Metazoa; Arthropoda; Insecta; Coleoptera; Chrysomelidae.
AUGGAAAAAAUGGAAGAGGCUUGUGGAAUCAUGAACAGCAACCCUGAUUUAAUGGCUCCCGCCAUCAUUCCACAAAAAUACGAUGCCAACGUAGAUUACGUCAUCAACGAAUACAUGGAGCGAUUGGGCACUCGCCUAAACAUUCUUGAAACCGAACUCAAAUAUGCGUGGCGAGCGUUAGAUCUCUUAUCCCAGGAGUAUAUCAAGAUGUGGGAACGGCUGGAAAAACUAGAAAGUCUUUUGUACGAGCAGCAAAGCGUCAUAUCCCAACUACUCGACUUUUACACCACCGGCGGGGCUUCCGUGCACACAGCCACUGCCUCCCUGGAAGGCAAACUCGGCGAAUUGGAAGUCAUCAGGGAGAUCUUGGGCAACGGCGCCGUAGAAGAUGGAUUGGAAGAAGGUCUAGAUGUGACCAUUUCCCACGAGCAGUCGCUCGAACUUCAGGAAAUAGACACAGAAAUCGACGAAAUGCACGUACCUGACGAAGCUUUCUACAAAAGCCUCAACCAAGCCUACCGAGAAGACUUAGUAGGUGAUGACCCCGCGUUUAGAAUAAGUCAAUUAGGAAUGAUUUGGGAAGAAAGAGAGGAAGGAAGCGAGAACGGCGAAAGGGAGAGAGAUAGAGAACGACAACCUAUUGAUACCUCAAGUAGGCUAGAGGAUAACCAAGAAAUUUAUAGUGCUUUAGACUACAAAGAUUACAGAGGAAACUCUCCGUGCAUUAGCGAACAAGAUCUAGCUCAAUUAACUAAAAUAGACUCUAUAGAUCACUUAGCUAUUGAAAAGUUAGACGAAUUGGACAGGCUUAGCAGUAAAUUACAUCAAGAUUCUGUAAAUAUUAAACAGCUAAGAAGAAAACUAUUAGAAUCGCCUCUGUCUAUACAAGAGAUCGAAGAAGAACAAAUAGACGUUAAAGAAGCUGAAGACUUAUCAAAUAUCGACGAAACUCUCCAACAAAUGUAUCCAGAUGAUCAAUGGAGCUUCUCGAGUAGCGUCAAAGAUAAAAACGAAUUCCUUCUUCUAGCUAAAUCUGAUCUACCCGGUCUUCUCACUAACGCACCAUACUCUUCGAAAUCCAGUUCGAGAUUUUCUCUUUCGGAUGCUGAUAAAGAAGUAGCAGAAACAUUAGGAGUUGAUUCGAGAAGUCCACCAUCACCCAGAAGGCGACAGACUGAAGUUUCAACUUCUAGUGAACCUUUCACUACAGUCACUGGAAGACUGGCCUACAGUGCUGCUGUCCAACAUGCCGAGCAGAUAGAGGCAGCGGUUGCAGCGGCAGUUGCAGCGCAGAAUACUAAAAACCCAUUUUAUUGUGUGUCUCCCAGCUUGAACGCUUUACUACCAGCCACUUAUGAAACUGUCUCUUGUUCUACGCCAAAUAUUUAUAGCGCAAGAUCGGAAAAAACUACAUCUCCAACUUUGUCCAUAUGUAGCAUAAGGACCAGGCAAGAUGGAUACGUUGAUCCUAAUGCUAUACCUAUCGGACAGAAUCAUAGUCCACCUCCACCACCAGCGCCUGAUGUAACUGAUCAUUUUUUAGCGAAUAAAGCUGCUAGUUCUUCAAAUGUAUUUUUGGACGCUACAGACUCGUCAAUUAACCCAAACGAACGAUUAAGUCCGAAACCUCAUUCGCCCAAGUCUACCAAAUCGUCUCCCAGAAGAAGUAAAUCUCAUUCUUUAACAAUGGCCGCCGCAAAGUCUGAUUCCGGUCUGUCUUCAAUGAGCGGCUGGUCCAGUCUUGAGAAAUCACCUGGCUCUCCAAAAAAUACUAGAACGAAUUCUUAUUCGGAAGGCAGACACGGUAGUAGCAGAUUAGUUUCUCCAAUACCUCCUCAUUAUGGAUCUGCUUCUAAUAGUACUAAACCUUUUAUCGAAUCUUCUGUGGACUCAAAGUUAGCUGAUUCAUCAAACUUUUUACCUGGUGGUCAUCAUUUAUCAGCAUUUACUUCAGUAAAAUCCCCUUCGGGACUUGAAACCGUAGAAGGUUAUGGCAACUUUGUCCCUGCUCCUGCACCAGCGUCGGAUAUUAAUGUUAGUCCCAAUAAGAAAAAAGAAAAAUCGCCUGCCAAAACGAACGAAGAUAGAGCAUCCGGAAUAUCAAUGUAUCGGUACGACCAGCCAGCGAUAUACUCUGUGGCUGGCAGUAACAGAGAGUCGUAUACUUCUGUUUAUACUGGAAAUUCUGACUAUUGCCAAAAUUAUCCAGACCUCAUCGAGCCUUAUGAGAACAACGAAUUUUUUAACAGCCAACAAAAGAAUUUUUAUCCACCGGUAUCGUAUAUGCCUUACUCUGGACCUAGCCCUAGCUUUAGCAACAACACCAAAUAUAAAUCGUCUGGUAGUAGAGAGCCUGAAGAUUUUUCUACCCACGAAGGAUAUAAAACAGCCAUGUAUAGAACUAUGUUUCCCUCCGGCAACAUCACAGAUGCUCUGUCUUAUUAUCCAACGUCUUCAAGAACUGAUGUAACUUAUAGUGAUCCUUCAUGGUACAGUCCUGAUGGUAGACCAAUACCUGAAACAGCGUACUUGCAGAGUCCGAAUAGAGAAAGGCAGCUGCAAUACCAACAAAAAGAGCAGCAACUGCAGCAGCUGCAGCAUCAACAACAGCAACAUCAACAACAUCAACAGCAUCAGCAACAUCAACAGCAUCAACAGCAUCAACAGCAUCAACAGCUUCAACAGCAUCAACAACAUCAGCAACACCAGCAACAUCAACAACAACAACAACAACAACAUCCGCAACAACGACAACACCCUCCUGCUUAUGAUGUUCAGCAAUUUGACCAACAGAACAAACAGUGGAAUCAACGGCAAGAAAUUCCUUACUUAGAUCUGGAUUUAAGGAACAAAAAUUUACCUGAAUAUGUAGUACAACAACAACACGGCCAUAAUUUGUAUUACGAUACCGGUGGUAUAAUCAUGACCCAAUCUGGUUAUAUUACUAUAUCUUCUGGUACAGAUACUAGACCGCAUACCACAGAGCCUACAAAAAAGGUAAAAAGGUCUAACACUCUAAAAUCCGCUAUGAGCUCUGUGAGUCAGUGGUUGCCUAAUCUUAAUGUAGCCAAAAGAAGUAGAUCGCAUUCCUUACCAGGCAUCAAGAGAGAUACCAUUAAGACAAGUUUAAAUAAAAAGAAAAAGAAAAACAGCAUUGUUUCCACAGUUUCUGAUAUUAUCCAAAAAGCUAAAAGACGAGGGAGUUUAUCGCAGAACUAUUCGUCAUCUUAUUCUGAUACCGAACAGUCAGAAACAGAAUGGUCCACCGAAAAAUCCAGAUCUCUUCAGUCUGAAGAUGAACGAAGUGAAGACAGUACAAGUCUUUACUCUGAAACUAACGUUGAAACUGACAGUGAUUUUACAACUAGUACAGAUAAUAGUAAAUCCAUAAAACACAUCCAAUCCAAUAAUGAAAAAUUUGCUCUUCAACCACUAUAUGAAGCUCAAACGCCCAACACAGAUGAUAAUGUUCAUAAAGAAUCAGACGGAGAGGGCAAUAUAGUUAAUAAUCCUACUAUUUCAUACUUAACGAGAAAAAACUCAAUACACUCGGAUAAUGAAGACGUUAUAGAAAGCAAAAUGGUAGUCGUGGUAGGUGGAGGAGCAUCUAUGGAGUUCGCUGUAUCUAGAGCUCUUGGAAAAUAUAGACAGAGACAAUCAAAUUCGUUUUCAGAUGAAGGAGCAUUUAACGAAGAAGACGAAAUAAUCAUAGAAGAAAUUAGCGAAGAAAGGGAAAAUCAGAGUGAAUCAGCGCCUCAAAUUCUUGAGAAGGUACUAUCUGAACAGAAAUCAACAGAUAGCCAAACUAGUUCUGACAAUAACAAACCUACUAUUAUAGAUAUAGCGGAAGAAGCUAUUUCAGAAGAUAGUCAUUCGACAGUGAGUAUGAAAUCGCAUACCAAUCGUUUUUUACCCAAACAGCAGCAAAGUUUAGAGAUACCUGGAAGUAAAGAUGACGAUGAUGUUAGAAGUACACAUUCUUGGAGAAGCACUUCUAGGGUUUCUUCAAGACGACAGAGUACUGAAGACAGCAUCGACAGCGAGGACGAGUGGUACUGUUACGAACUACGAAAAUUGGAAGAAAUGGAAAGACAAAAUCAGUUAGAGAUAGAUAUGGGUACUACGCUUCUCGAAGAACCAGAACCUAGCGAAGAAGACCAAUUUGAACCUGGCAAAGAUGUUAAGGAAAGAAUGGGAUUUGUAUUACGAGAAUUGCGAAUAAAGGCGAAGGUAGUCGAAGGAGUCUUAGAUGAAAAAGACAAUAAUUUACUUACAGUUCAAUCUCGUAAAAAGAAAGACUCAAGAGAUAAAAGAUCUUCCUUUCAAUUAGACAACGCUGCUUCCUUAUUUGAAAAAAUAAAAAACUACCAUCAUGAUCCCGAACAGGAAGAAGCUUUAAAAAAGGAAUUAGAUAGGUUAGAAAUUGAACUGAACAGUCCUCAUGGAAAAGAAGAUCAUUCUUCAGGCGCCACUUCGGGCCCCGAUAGUCCUCACAGUACUGACGAGUAUGACGAAGCUGAAAUGGUUAUUAAUGAUGAAUUCGCUUUAUGUCAUGUUAAUAAAGAAAAAGAAGAGGAGGAGAAUAAUAAAUUAGAAAUAACCGCUCCUACUCAAGAAGACGUUGAAAUGAUUCAAGUACCUACUAUCAAUUUAGAGUCAUCCACGCCGGCCAAAGAGGAGAAAGAUGAAAAAGAAGGAGGUCAGAUGGGAAGCAGAUGGAAGUUAUUAAAGACGUUAAAGGAGAAGAAAGCUGAAGAGAAAAAUAAUAAAAUACCGACACCUGCUCCUGAAACUACUAAAGAAUCUGGUAUUAGAGGAGACCAAACUAGAGCCAAUGGACAUCCAGGUGACAAUCCCUUCUACAGCAACAUCGACAGUAUGCCUGAUAUUCGACCAAUCAGAAGAAAGUCCAUACCACUCGUUUCCGACUUGGUGAGUAUCACCAUGGCUGCUACCAAAAGAAAUGCCGGGUUGACAUCAGCAGUUCCGAGAGCUACUCUCAACGAUGAGGAGUUGAAAAUGCACGUCUACAAGAAAACGCUUCAAGCGCUGAUCUACCCCAUAAGCAGCACCACGCCUCACAAUUUCGUGCCAUGGACGGCAACUUCACCGACAUACUGUUACGAGUGCGAGGGUCUACUAUGGGGCAUAGCCCGGCAGGGGGUUAGAUGUACGGAGUGCGGUGUCAAAUGUCACGAAAAGUGCAAGGAUUUGCUCAACGCCGAUUGUUUGCAAAGAGCGGCCGAAAAAAGUUCAAAACAUGGGGCGGAAGACAAGGCGAACAGUAUCAUUACGGCGAUGAAAGACCGGAUGAAACAGCGAGAACGAGAAAAACCGGAGAUCUUCGAACUCAUCCGAACGACAUUUUCAGUGGACCCAGAUACACACAUAGACUCAAUUGAGCAAGCGGAACAAAUGACUAUAGAGGGCACUUCGAAAUGGUCGUGCAAGAUUGCAAUUACAGUUAAAUCAGCACAAGGAUUAAUAGCUAAAGACAAAAGUGGAACUUCAGAUCCAUACGUUACAGUCCAAGUAGGAAAAGUCAAGAAACGCACAAGAACGAUGCCUCAGGAGUUGAACCCGGUCUGGGACGAGAAAUUUUAUUUUGAAUGUCAUAAUUCUUCUGAUAGAAUUAAAGUCAGAGUGUGGGAUGAAGAUAAUGAUCUGAAAAGCAAACUUCGGCAAAAGUUGACUAGAGAAUCUGAUGAUUUCUUGGGACAGACAAUCAUCGAAGUACGCACACUGUCGGGUGAGAUGGACGUAUGGUACAACUUAGAGAAACGUACAGACAAAUCGGCAGUAUCCGGAGCCAUCCGACUUCACAUAUCCGUAGAAAUUAAGGGCGAGGAAAAAGUGGCGCCCUAUCACGUCCAGUACACCUGUCUCCACGAGAACCUCUUCCACUAUCUGUGCGAACAGAACCUCGGCGUCGUUUCCUUGCCCGAAAACAAAGGCGACGACGCUUGGAAAGUUUAUUUCCACGACGCUGCCGAAGAGAUUGUAGACGAGUUCGCGAUGAGAUACGGCAUAGAGUCCAUUUAUCAAGCCAUGACACAUUUUCACUGCCUAUCAACAAAAUAUCUUUGUCCCGGAGUUCCGGCCGUUAUGAGUACUCUUCUAGCAAAUAUCAACGCCUACUACGCACACACAACAGCAUUAUCAGCUGUAUCAGCCAGUGAUAGGUUUGCAGCCUCAAAUUUUGGGAAAGAAAAAUUCGUCAAACUCUUGGACCAACUGCACAACUCUCUCCGCAUAGAUCUCUCCAUGUACAGAAACAAUUUCCCGGCUUCCAGUGCAGACAAACUAAAAGACUUGAAAUCCACCGUAGACCUGCUCACCAGCAUCACAUUUUUUCGUAUGAAGGUCCAGGAGCUGGCUUGUCCGCCUCGGGCCAGCACUGUGGUCAAAGACUGUGUAAAAGCGUGUUUACGGUCCACGUAUCAAUUUUUAUUUGAGAACACCUACGAAUUGUACAAUAGGGAAUUCCAAGCUGAUCCUAAUGAACCGAAAAGGGAUCCAGACGACCAUGGUCCUAGUUUGGAUAGCGUGGAUUUUUGGCACAAAUUGAUAGCGCUGAUUGUGUCAGUUAUCGAAGAGGAUAAAAACAGUUAUGGGCCUGUUCUGAAUCAGUUUCCACAGGAACUUAACAUCGGUCAACUUUCCGCUGCCACAAUGUGGAGUCUGUUUGCAGUUGACAUGAAGUACGCUCUAGAAGAACACGAGCAGCAUAGACUUUGCAAAUCAUCGGCGUACAUGAAUUUACACUUCAAAGUCAAAUGGUUGUAUUCCAAUUACGUUAAGGACGUACCACCCUAUAAGGGAGCGGUACCAGAAUAUCCGGCCUGGUUUGAACCAUUUGUCAUGCAGUGGCUAAAUGAAAACGAUGAUGUGUCAUUGGAAUACUUACAUGGUGCCUUUAAUAGAGACAAAAAAGAUUGCUUCCAAAAGAGUAGUGAACACGCCUUAUUCUCCAACUCAGUAGUUGACGUCUUCACCCAACUCACUCAAUGCUUCGACGUUGUUUCGAAGCUUGAAUGUCCCGAUCCAGAAAUUUGGAAAAGGUACAUGAAGAGGUUCGCUAAAACCAUAGUCAAAGUAUUGAUAGCAUACGCGGAUAUCGUCAAGAAAGAAUUUCCUGAACAUCUUAAAGAAGAAAGAAUAGCUUGUAUACUAAUGAAUAAUAUACAGCAACUGAGGGUACAAUUAGAGAAAAUGUUUGAGUCUAUGGGAGGAGAUAAACUGGAAGAAGACGCCGCGAAUAUUUUGAAAGAACUUCAACAAACCUUGAAUGGAAGUCUAGAUGAAUUAGCACAACAUUUUGCUUGCAGUUUGGAGCAUCGAAUAACAGUAAGCGUCAAAGAGCUGGCCGAUCUCCUGCUGGCGAUCAAAGGAGGCGGUCAGCCUGGCCAGCUUAACCAACCGGCGCAAAGAAACGCUGUAGCCGUUGAAGCGGACGAAGUCUUAAGGCCUUUAAUGGAUCUACUGGACGGUUCGCUAUCUUUGUAUGCCCAGUCUUGUGAGAAAACCGUACUUAAAAGGCUUCUGAAAGAGUUGUGGAAAAUUGUCAUGAGGAUAUUAGAGAAGACUGUCGUGUUACCGCCAAUGACUGAUAAAACGAUGAUGUUUAAGAGCUUAACAGAUAACGCAAAGAACCUGGCGGCCAAUACGAAAAUAGAAGACAUGUCCAAACUCUUUAAGAACCACAUGACAGGCAAACAAGACGUCAAAAACGCUCUCAGCGGUGUGAUGGACAUCUCCAAAGAGGUCGAAAAGAAUCUCUCGCCUAAACAGUGCGCCGUGCUAGACGUAGCCUUAGAUACCAUCAAGCAGUAUUUCCAUGCGGGCGGAAACGGGCUGAAGAAGGCGUUUUUGGAUAAAAGUUCUGAGCUGCAGAGUUUGCGAUACGCGUUAUCGCUGUAUACGCAGACAACGGAUACUCUUAUUAAGACUUUUGUUACCACGCAAAUUAAUGAAGACAACGUUGAUGGUCCAGAAGGAAGCGUGGGUGAAGUUUCAAUCCAGGUUGAUCUCUUCACUCAUCCAGGAACUGGAGAACAUAAGGUCACCGUCAAAGUGGUGGCCGCCAAUGAUUUGAAAUGGAAUUUGGUAUCAGGAAUGUUCCGACCUUUCGUCGAAAUCAACCUCAUAGGUCCCCAUUUGGCUGACAAAAGACGAAAGCAUGCUACAAAAUCUAAGUCAAACAAUUGGUCACCCAAAUACAAUGAAACCUUCCAUUUUAUUAUUGGAAACGAGGAACAGUUAGACUGCUUUGAACUUCACAUUUGUGUCAAGGAUUACUGUUUCGCGAGAGAAGAUAGACUGGUUGGUGUUGCUGUCAUGCAACUCAAAGAUAUUGUAGAAAAGGGCUCAUGUGCCUGUUGGCUGUCGCUUGGAAAGAGGAUCCAAAUGGACGAAACAGGUUGGACCAUUUUAAGGAUUUUAUCACAACGCACAAACGACGAGGUAGCAAAGGAAUUUGUCAAACUCAAAUCAGACAUUAGACAAGAAAAUCCUCUUCCAAACUAA